GUACAUUUCCAAACGUACAUUUUGAAAUGGCGAUUGGCAAAAUUGUGAUUGAAUCAAUUUAUUUUUACGCCCGAUAAUUACUAUUUUAUAACUAAAUAAUGUAUAUUUUGUAUUCUUCUUGUGAUAUAUGCUUCUAUUUACUAGAGGAGAUGUGAUUACGUUGUUAUAAAAGUUAACUAUGAUAAACCAAACUUCGUAAUUUGACUUGAUUACUAUUGGAUUUCACUAUUUAUAUUAAAAUAACUCCUAACCGAACGCCAAAAAUGAACUGUGGUCCGGGAGGCGGCGGCGCGGCGGGCGGAGGGCCCUACGAGUCCAAGAUCGCUGGUCUCUACGACCUGCUGGACACACUCGGCUCAGGACACUUCGCAGUAGUCAAGCUGGCCAGACAUGUAUUUACCGGGGAAAAGGUUGCGGUGAAAGUUAUUGACAAGAGCAAACUGGAUGAAGUCUCAAAAUCACAUUUGUUUCAAGAGGUCCGCUGCAUGAAACUUGUCCAACACCCCAAUGUAGUCAGACUGUACGAGGUGAUAGACACACAAACCAAAUUGUAUUUGAUAUUGGAAUUGGGAGAUGGAGGAGACUUGUACGACUACAUCAUGAGACACGAAACUGGAUUAUCUGAAUCUCUAGCACGAGACUACUUCCGACAAAUAGUUCGAGCAAUAUCAUACUGCCACAGGUUACAUGUAGUCCACCGAGACUUGAAACCUGAGAAUGUUGUAUUUUUCGAAAGGCUAGGAGUAGUUAAAUUAACAGACUUUGGUUUUAGCAAUAAAUUCUGUCCAGGACAAAAAUUAGAAACAUCUUGUGGGUCAUUGGCUUAUUCCGCCCCCGAGAUCCUUUUAGGUGAUUCGUAUGAUGCGCCAGCAGUGGAUGUGUGGUCCCUGGGGGUGAUUCUCUACAUGCUGGUCUGUGGGCAGGCGCCGUUCCAAGAAGCCAAUGACAGUGAAACACUGACAAUGAUCAUGGACUGCAAAUAUGUCAUACCUCCGCAUAUAUCAAGUGGUUGUAAAAGGUUAAUAGGCAGAAUGUUAGUUAGAGCGCCAGAAAAGCGGGCGACACUCCCUCAAAUAGCGGCAGACCCGUGGGUGACGGCAGGCCAGGGCAUGGCUGCCGCAGACUUCGAUACACCGCUAGUGGCGAAAGAAGAGCUGUCUGAGGAAGACCGCACAAUGAUUAUACAGAAAAUGGUGAACGGACAAAUUGCCUCGAAAGAAGAGAUCGCGGAUGCGCUAGAAAAGAAUGAAUAUAACCAUAUAACGGCCACGUAUUUUUUAUUAGCUGAAAGGAAAUUGAGAUCGAAACGACAAGAAGAGUCGCUGGCUCGUCGUCCCGAAGUUCUGAGCGUGCUGCGAGUGAGCUCCGCCAAGACCGCCGGCUCCAACCUGCUGGCGCCGCCGCCCGCGCCGCACGCGCCGCGCACGCCUCAGGACGUGCCGCCGCGUUCCCGCAAAUGCAGCAUAGUCCGUGAAGAAGAAGACGACGAGGAGCCGUGCCCCCCCCGCCGCCCCUCGCGCUCCGAGGGGCGUCUGCACCUCGCGGCGCGCCUGCGCGACCAGCGCCCCGCCGCGCUCGCAGACAACCUUACUAAGGUGAACCUUGAUGAUGAGGCGAUGGGCGCGGCGCGCGGGCCGCCCCCCGCCCCGCCCCCCGCGCGCCGCCACCGCCGCCGCCCGCGCGCCGGUUCCUGCUCCUCCUCCGACCUCUCCGACGACGACUCGGAGAAGAAGAAGCGAGCAGCCGCGGCCAGCACCGACGCGCCGCCGGCCCGCGCGCGCCGCGACUCGCACGACGACUCCAGCGACGGGCAGGAGCGCGGCGCGGGGGCCGGGGCGGGGGGGGCACGGGGCCGCCUGGCGCCCGGCGGCGGCGGCGCGCUGCCCGGGGCGGGCGGCGGCGCGGGCGCGGGCGGGGACGCGGCGGGGGGCGGCGGCGGCGCGGGGGGUGGGCGCCGGCGCCGCGCGGCCCGCAAGGAGUCCCGCCUGCGCGAGUCGCGCUCGCUGAACCGCAUCGCGGAGGUGGAGGAGGCGGGCGCGCGGUGGGGCGGGGGCGGGGGACUGGCGGCGCUGUGCUCGCGCCCGCUGCUGCGCCUGCUGGCGGCCGCGCGCGCCCCGCCCGCCGCCGCGCGCCGCCUGCCCGGCCUGUGCUAGCCGCCCGACCUGGAUUCAUACGCAAAACUCUAGAGAUUUCAUACGUAGCUCUUAUUUAUUGUAGGAACUUUAAUUCAGGUUUUGAUGUUAAUUAUCGGUUCAAAUCUCAACUUUAAUUUCUAGUCUGCUGCUAUUCUGUCUUACGGUAAAUCGUAUGUAGCCAGUUUUGAAAUUAUGAUGUUAUCGGGUGUUAUAGUAAUGUUAUUAUAUAGGUGCUCCAUUUCGUCAGUAACAUUUGAAUGUGUGCACUAAUAGAUGACGCACGUUGACCCUGUUGUUAUGAUCACGUUGUGUUUCUGUGUACUAUGAAAUUUAUAUCAUAAAGGUUUUAAUAGAUGUAAGAACUUUCAUUUUGUAAAUCAGUGACUAUAGGCUUGUUAUAAACAUACCUAAGAACAGAUUAUUUUGCUGACUAAUCGUCAUACAUUAAAGUUCGUAAUAUCAUCAACGUAAUUGAGGUGUUCUAGAAAAUAAAUUUAUUGAGUAUCGAUUCAAAGAAACUAGUAAGUAACUUUCUUGAAGUGGAAAUUUCUAAGUAGCAGCUACAACUACAAUGCUGUGUCUAUCGGGAUCUCAGUGGAGGCCAAAUAUACAUAUAUAAAUUAUAGAGAGAUUCUAUUUUUUGUUGUUGAACUUUAUUUUCUUUCUCUCAUAAUAUUAUAAUCAGCAACAACAUACUAUAUUUAUGUGCGUAAUGAAAUCAAACACACGCGUAGGUACAACUCAGCUGUGAUCCCGUUAGGCGAACUUAGUUUUCACUGAUUUGGAGGUGUGAAUGCGUUUGGAACUAACAUCAGCUUUGUUACAACUAACAAGCCUUUAAUGUACUUAUGCAUUUUACAUAAGAGAGGUAACCUGGAGACAGCCUUCGUGCUACAAUAAUCUUCACCUAUUAUACUUAAUAGAAGUACAUGCAAUAAUAAAAUAUCCCUAUCUUAUAAGGUUAUUAACAAAUUAAAUAUUCCAAAGUAAGACCUUUAAAAAUCAUUAAAAAUUAACCAUGCAUUUCAUUGAUAGAGCGAUUCGUACUUUUUCUUUCGUGUUAAUUGUAAUUAUUUGUUACUCAGUUCUUAUCAAUGGCAUAUACCCAUACUUACAUUAUCUAUAGUGUACAUAUUGUUGUAAAUAAAUUAUAUAGUCUAUCAAAUAUGAAAUUUUUAGUUACUUCUAGUUAAUCAUCGAUGGAAAUAGUAUUGUACCUAGUUUCUAUCAGUCCAUUAUGUUUAAACAUUGUAUGUUCUCGAUUAACUUUUAGCUCAUAAAUGGUGGUUUGUCGCAACACAAACAAGACCAAAGAUAAAUCAUACAUAAUGUGUAAUGCAAUGUCUUUGAAAGGUGCCAACUUCUAUAAACUUUGAUUUCACAAAUACAUUUUGAUUUGUAGGAAUUAUUACUGUAAUGGUGCUUUCUUGUAUAAUGUUUACAGCUGAUGCAGAACAGGAUUACCAGAUGUUUGUUAUUCACUAGUACCUAAACAGUAGGUAGAUAACUAUUCUACAAGAUCUUAUACCUACUGCAUUUCUGCUGUGUCAUGUCAUGAAUUAUUUUUACUUGACUAAUAUUAAUAUUAGAACUAAGCUUUUCGCCACUGUCGCCGGAAGGCAGUCAGCGGACUUCAGACUCUGAGAGCAAAGAAUGCCGAUUUUAAUUGUUUUUUCUUCUCUAUUUUGUAAUUUUCGGUUGUUAUUGCUGCUUGUAAGCGGUGGAAGGAUGUAGCGGGGUCGGAUACGUGGAGCACUACGUAGGGCGUGGUAAUUGUGUGAAGCUGUUAGAUGGCGUCAAUUCGCUUCUUGCGGUGUUAGCGGCAGUGUACGGUUGUGGUAGUCUGAUGCCACUUGCUUGAAGCAAGUAUUGCAAUAUUUAACAAAAAUAAGAGAGUUAUACUAUAAUUAUGUAGGUAUAGCCUAUUGUAAUGGCAAGAUUUUUAUGUGUUUCAGUCAGUUUACUUCUACAACUCAUGGUCGAUACGACGGAUAGCUCAUGGUAUCAUUUCGUAUUUAUAUGUAUUGUAAGUUUGUAAACACUUUUUUCUUAUAUACAAAAAUUUUACUGCAAUAACAGUUUUACUGUUGAAAGCUAAUGUCGGAGGAACACUCAGAGCUUUGUAAUUUGUACAUUUGUAUUACAUUUUUAAUGAUGUAUAUUAUGUAUCUGUUAUUGGAGCUAUCAUGUAAGUUAUGAUAGAGGGAUAGCAUUUUAACCGAUAUUCUAAUUAGUACUUGUGUACCUGCAGCCAUAUGUACUUGGCGUUAAUUUAAGCUAUUGCUAAUGUCCAAAUCUAUAGGAAACAUAAAAGUAUCGUUUUUUUCUGUUUUUGCUUUUGACUACUCUCUUGGAAUCUUGCCACCUACUUUCCUAAUACUUAUUUACAAAAUAUUUGUGUAUUUUAUUAGUAUGCAAUUUUAAACGGAAACAUUGUUUUUCAAAUGGGUAGCACAUAUUUUUAUUAGUUCAAAUAUUCUAAUGUUUGUGUCUAAAAUAAAUGUAACUGUGAAUA
This is a messenger RNA of Plutella xylostella (diamondback moth), 4650 nucleotides long. RefSeq names its product SNF related kinase (gene Snrk). Lineage: Eukaryota; Metazoa; Arthropoda; Insecta; Lepidoptera; Plutellidae. Gene Ontology annotation, molecular function: protein serine/threonine kinase activity; ATP binding. Gene Ontology annotation, biological process: protein phosphorylation; intracellular signal transduction. The record is from RefSeq and is a predicted model, not a curated record. Gene Ontology annotation, cellular component: cytoplasm.